Molecule: messenger RNA, 1764 nt
Organism: Letharia lupina
Lineage: Eukaryota; Fungi; Ascomycota; Lecanoromycetes; Lecanorales; Parmeliaceae
Exons: 5
Coding region: 1-1764 (587 amino acids)
Source: RefSeq, a predicted model, not a curated record
AUGGCCAGCUACAAGGAACCACAGGUCAACCGCCCUCAGAGCUCCCACAGACUCUCGGUGACCUCUACGCCCUCCUCCAAUACGCCAAUUCGUCAUGCUACAUCGAGAUACCACUCUCACUCGGUCUCUCUCGGGGCUGUCAAUCCGUCCCACCGAAUUACCAGACGCAAGAGCAUGAAUGCAAGUACAUUCAACAACGUCGCCGUCAUUGCAGCUGCACUCAAUGAUAUGGACGACAAGGGUUCCGCUCCCUCGAAACGCGGAAGCCUGAACUUGAAGACCGCUGCAAGUAGCCGAGGCGUCGAGUCUAGCAGAUAUGGUGGUUCUAGAGGUGACAGAUAUCCUCUGGGUGGGCUCGCAAGCAACAACGAGAAUGCCAAUGAAGAAGCAAUGGACGACGAAGGAUCCGUUAUCGAGGAUGACUUUCUACCAAGUGAGAAUGUGAGCACCGGAUCGAAAGCAAGAGCCAGGCGUGCAAGCGAAGGCUCAUACCUCACAAAGGGCGAGGGUAAAAGAUCAAGUGGUGAACUUAGAUGCGAGAAAUGUGGAAAGGGUUACAAGCAUAGCAGCUGUUUGACGAAGCACCUGUGGGAGCACACUCCUGAGUGGAUAUUAACAUCAAAGCUUCUUAUAUCCAAGCAUCAGCAAGUCCAAUUGCUUCAAGCUGCCUCGGUACUGGUUGGAAUGAACCAAGAGACAACAGCAGCCGAAGACACGACGAAGCCAUCAGAGAGCGACCACUCAUCUGCUUCUCCUGCCGCAUCGGGAUUCUCGGACGUAAGAGAAGAAGAAUACUAUAUUAGCUCAGCUGAGACCACGCCUCCUCCCAUGAACGAACAUUACGCCAUGGUAGAGGAUGCAGACAGCAGUCGAAGCAAACGACAUAGCGGCAACAGCUCAUCAUUCUCGAGGUCGUACCAAUCUGCUCCGUCAUUCUCGCUGCCCGCUGGUAGCAAUUUAAGCCAAUACCACCAGCAACGAAGACCAUCUUCAUCUGGCGUUGCAUCUGCAGAGGUAGAUGAGGAAGAGGCGGGCUUGGUGGCUGCUGUUGAAUCCUUGUGCAGCUUUGGUACCUCAAGGAAUGGCUUUGUCCCAUUUCCUGAUGAUGUCCCGCCGGUGCCCCCUGUGCCUGCUAAGUACCGCGAAUAUAACGUCAACAGGCUAUCCGGCAAUUUGGGACAACUCCCCGAAUUAGCCUUGUCAGCCCCAUCCUAUCAAUCGCUCUCCGAUGAACAAGAUAUGAAGAAGGGGAACAGCCACAUUGUCCACGUUCACGAGGACUACGAUUACGAUGACCACUCCAUCUCUCACGGGCGAAGUGACGAAGAGGACGAUGGGAUUUUCGGGGCAAUGGAGGGUGUAACUCACGAGCGCCUUCCCCGUGCAUCCAAUACCUUCGGCAGCAGACUUGUCUACCUGAUACAUCUUCGAGAACGCGUCGUCGAGAGAAGGGCCCGCAAGGCAGUAAUCUUCCUCAAUGCAAGCGAGGCGCUCUCACCACAUCAUCUGAAUACCGGUCGCCAUGGGAGGACGCUGUUUCGUUUGGACUCCGAGCCUGGGAGUGUGGAUGCGAAGGAGAAGGCGGCAGACUCCCAUCAGGAGUCCCUUGGCGAAGUGAAAGCCGACCUCCACGACGCUGUUGCCCAUCAGGCCUUUGACCCUCCGCUGGCCGGAGAGGAGCCGCAGCGCCUUCCCCGAACCCACCGCGGCGAAGAAAUAUUUCCGGUCCUCGUUCCCGCUCACGGGCAGCUCGGGCAGAGAUAA